Blepharisma stoltei is the source of this 453-nucleotide messenger RNA. NCBI's taxonomy places the organism in Eukaryota, Ciliophora, Heterotrichea, Heterotrichida, Blepharismidae. The record is from the annotation of a GenBank genome assembly.
AUGGUCAUCAACACAGAGACAUGCUCGUUCAGCGAAAUGAAAGUUUGGCCAGGACGUGGAAGCCGCUUCGUAACAAAGGACGGAAAGAUCCAUAUGUUCAUUGGCUCCAAAGUGAGGUGCCUUUUCCAUCAAAGAGUCAAGCCAGUCAAGCUCACAUGGACACAGACCUGGAGACGUGAAAAUAAGAAAGGAAGAGUCGAAACUAUCAAGAAGCGCAGAGUCCGUAAGGUUGGAAAGAUCCAAAAAGCUUACGUCGGAGCCACUUUAGAUGAUAUUAAGAGGACCAGGGAAGAAAAACCAGAAUUAAGACAGGCGAAAAGAGAACAGGCUAUUAGAGAAAUUAAAGAAAGACAAAAGAAACAGCAAGCACAGCACCAGAAGUUCGAAAAACAGCCUAAGCAAGCUGCACCUAAGGUGAUCAAGACAAAGGGUAAAAGAAAGGGACCUUCAUAA